Messenger RNA from Dipodomys spectabilis (banner-tailed kangaroo rat), 6781 nucleotides. RefSeq names its product natriuretic peptide receptor 3 (gene Npr3). The record is from RefSeq and is a predicted model, not a curated record. Lineage: Eukaryota; Metazoa; Chordata; Mammalia; Rodentia; Heteromyidae. Gene Ontology annotation, molecular function: natriuretic peptide receptor activity; peptide hormone binding. The transcript is spliced from 8 exons. Bases 1 to 1626 code for a protein of 541 amino acids. Gene Ontology annotation, biological process: regulation of blood pressure; vasodilation. Gene Ontology annotation, cellular component: membrane.
AUGUGGUCCACGCCGGUGCUCACUCUCUCCGCGUGCGUGCUGCUGGGCUGGGCGUUGCUGGCCGGCGGCACGGGCGGCGGCGACGGCGGCGGCGGGGGCCCCGGCCCGGGCGGCGGGCGCCGGGAGAGAGAGGCGCUGCUGCCGCAGAAGAUCGACGUGCUGGUGCUCCUGCCCCGGGACGACUCGUACUUGUUCUCACUGGCCCGGGUGCGGCCCGCCAUCGAGUACGCGCUGCGCAGCGUGGAGGGCAACGGCACCACCACCGGGAGGCGGCUUCUGCCGCCGGGCACUCGCUUCCAGGUGACCUACGAGGACUCGGACUGCGGCAACCGCGCGCUCUUCAGCCUGGUGGACCGCGUGGCGGCGGCGCGGGGCACCAAGCCGGACCUGAUCCUGGGGCCGGUGUGCGAGUACGCGGCGGCGCCGGUCGCCCGGCUGGCGUCUCACUGGGACUUGCCCAUGCUGUCUGCGGGGGCCCUGGCCGCCGGCUUCCAACACAAGGACGCGGAGUACUCGCACCUCACGCGCGUGGCGCCGGCCUACGCCAAGAUGGGCGAGAUGAUGCUCGCCCUGUUCCGCCACCACCACUGGAGCCGCGCGGCGCUGCUCUACAGCGACGACAAACUGGAGCGCAACUGCUACUUCACCCUCGAGGGGGUCCACGAGGUCUUCCAAGAGGAGGGCCUGCACACGUCUGCCUACAACUUCGACGAGACCAAAGACUUGGACCUGGACGACAUCGUGCGCUACAUCCAGGCCAGUGAACGAGUGGUGAUCAUGUGUGCCAGUGGUGACACCAUCCGGAGCAUCAUGUUGGCAGUGCACAGACAUGGCAUGACCAGUGGAGACUACGCCUUCUUCAACAUUGAACUCUUCAACAGUUCUUCCUAUGGAGAUGGCUCAUGGAAGAGAGGAGACAAACACGACUUUGAAGCUAAGCAAGCGUACUCAUCCCUCCAAACAGUCACCCUACUGAGGACCGUGAAACCUGAGUUUGAGAAGUUUUCCAUGGAGGUGAAAAGUUCUGUUGAGAAACAAGGACUCAAUGAGGAGGAUUACGUUAACAUGUUCGUUGAAGGGUUCCAUGACGCUAUCCUUCUCUACGUCCUGGCUUUACAUGAAGUACUCAGAGCUGGUUACAGCAAGAAAGAUGGAGGGAAAAUUAUCCAGCAGACUUGGAACCGGACAUUUGAAGGUAUUGCUGGGCAAGUGUCCAUUGAUGCCAAUGGAGACAGAUAUGGGGACUUUUCUGUGAUUGCCAUGACUGACACGGAAGCAGGGACCCAGGAGGUUAUUGGUGAUUAUUUUGGAAAAGAAGGUCGUUUUGAGAUGCGGCCGAAUGUGAAAUACCCGUGGGGCCCUUUGAAGCUGCGAAUAGACGAAAGCAGAGUCGUGGAGCAUACCAGCAGCAAUCCCUGCAAAUCAUCAGGUGGCCUAGAAGAAUCAGCAGUGACAGGGAUUGUUGUGGGAGCAUUACUAGGGGCUGGUUUGCUAAUGGCCUUCUACUUUUUCAGGAAGAAAUACAGAAUAACCAUUGAGCGGAGAAACCAACAAGAAGAAAGUAACAUUGGAAAACAUCGAGAGCUACGGGAAGAUUCCAUCAGAUCCCAUUUUUCAGUCGCCUAAAAGAUGCCUUCUUCUCCUUUCGUUUCCUGCUUGAGAUUCCUCAAGGAGAUAGAUGGAAUGAAAGACCUCCGGGGAACAGAAGGGGCAUUCUUGAAGAAUCCUUCCUGUUAAGCAGUUACCAUUGUAUUCCAAAAUUUCUUUAGAAGCUCAGGAACUAUUAUUAAUCACCAUCCCUCCUGGUCUUUCAUCUCAUCACAAGCAAACAUAGGCCAGAACAUCACGCUCUGUUACAUGUCCCUACUACUUGGAAGGUCAUAUGAUUAGAUUUAUAUUUUUAAAAAAAUCUGAUGUCUCCAUAUCUGGGUGCCUUGUGGGGACAUUGCACACAAGGAUAUGAACAUGUGUUUUCUGAAAUUGAAUGUUUUGUAGCUAGAAUAAAAGUCAUUUUUACAAGUAGAAUAUUCUUGGAAAGAACUUAGCAGCCAAUCGGAGGAAAAGGUAAUGAAAAGAUUCAAGGUUGGAAAUUGAACACCAUCCUCUGGACAGGUUUGUGGCUGAUGAGUGCUCUGGUUGACAGCGACAUUCAGAUCUGACUUUGUGUCUCAAGAAAGGAUCCUCAUGUCUUUUUCAGAGUCUCACAAAAGCUACUCUGCAAUGUAAAUAUUAGGAAUGGCAGGAGGAUUUAUAUAAGAAAAGUUUAAGGUAUUUCUCUUUUUAAUGUAAAAAAAAAUCAAAGGGCCCUAUUUCACGCUAACAUUUUAUUUUUAAGUAUUUUAACCUUAUAUUUUGGUAUUAAAAUGUGUCUAUUUUUUCAUUUCAAAGAUUAAAUUUCACUUAUAUUUUAAAAGCAUGGGUAACACGUACAACAAACCAGUGACAAUGGCAGACACUUCUCUGUGUUUUCCUCUUCACCUCAGCCUUAGCUAGCCACUCACUCAUUGCUGCUUUAGUUACAAUCAAGAAAUGUGUUGAGAUCACAAACUCUGAAGUUGAGUUUAAGCCAUUUUUUCAUUGUUUUAAAUGCGAAUUCUCUUCAGGCUAGGAGAUCCUUUCCUAAUUCUGGCCAAAUGAUAAAUUUCAAGACAGUGAAAAUAACUGAAAAGGCAUAGGUUUAUCAGAGGAAGCAGUCCCGUUUCCUCAAGAAGAACCCAAUGGUAAGAAUUUAAUAGUAAGGACAAAGGUUAAAGAAUUAAAAGGUGAUAGAUGAAACUGAAAAUCAUGGUGAUGAUCUUGGUUAAAGGAAGGAAUCUAACUAUUACUAUGGGGCUGGGAUAUAGCUCAGUGGCAAAGUAAUUGCCUAGCAAGUACAGUGUCCUGGGUUUAAUCACCAGUAUCAAAAAAGAAAAGACAAAAAGUGCAGUUAAAUACCUACUCUGUCCACUUUCAUUCGACCCGACUGAGCUUUAUGAGUCAUCUACCAACCACCCAUGUUAACUAUGGGUUUCGGCAAGGUUGGGUAAGCAUUUACUGGAUGUUUACUUUACACCAAGUGCUGUGCACAGAGAUUUAAACUCAGGUUGCCACCUUUACUUAUCAUCUGUGGGAAAAGCAGGCAGUGAGGGAAGGACAGGAAACCUGUCCAAUGCAUAUGCCAUUUUGUAAUUAUGCCACUAGGAUCUGUCUUCAAUAACAUUUUGAGCACUUGAAGCAAUUUUCAAAAUCAUCUUUGCACCUUUAAAAGGCAGGAAUACAGAGGAAAACUAGGGAGUUUGUAGUGUCCCCUGGGAAUGAUGGGGAUUGUAGUUCACACAGGUAAUUGUAGAAGGAAAUCACAGGAAUGCAGCACAGCAUAUUCUAGAACAGCAUAUUCUAUUCUAGACAUUGUCCCAUGCUUACUUGCAUGAAGGAGACUGCAAUCAUUACUCAAAGUGAAUGGAUUAUUUCUGUGUAAGGUGAGUUUCCUCUCUGUUGUUUAGAAAAUGGGAUGCUGGUCACAAUAAAGGAAGUAAUGAUAAGCAACAGAACUAAUGCUAGAUGCAAAGGAAAAGUACAGUACUGACUUCAUAAAAGGGUGCAUGAAGAAGGCAAGAAGGGUGAACUCUAGAAAUUUUAGUGCUGGAAUAGAGCUCAGGAAAUAAAAGUGAGGAAAGCAAAUGUUUUCUGAUUGGAGACUCUCUAAAAUAAAAACAGAAUGAGAAGGUUAUAUUAAACCUAAUCAGAGAGUUGAUUUCUCUCUUAUUUUUUUAAAUGCUGGUUUCUAUAUAUUUUAGAGGUAUUCUUUUUUCCCAUCUUGUAUUUGUGAAAUACAUUUGUAUUUCAAGUUUAAAAAAUGUGUUAUUUGUUUGAGAGGAGGGACAGAAAGUGCUCUACUAACAUUCUACCCGGUUCUGGUCUUUGGACCUAAACGUUCUAACCUAUAUAGAAUGUAUAUAAUGCCAACACUGUUAGAGCAAAUAGCUUUUGUUUCUAUGUCAUGUAGAAGAAUACUUCUAAAAUUUAACAAUUUUUAGAUAAGAUUGUAAGAAUAAGUAGGAAUUUAGUCUUUUAAAAGACAAGUCAUGAAAUUUCUGUAAUAUGGAUGUAAUACUCUUCCAUUUUAAAUAGAGUUCUUAAGAUUGAUGGCUAUUUACAUGUCUUUUGCUUGCCUUUCUAAUAGAGUAGGAUCUUCAUAUGAGUCACCAAAACUCUAAAGUUUUAAGAAUUUAUCGUUAGGAAACUUUUCCUAAAAGUGUGUUUGGCCCAAUGUAGCCAUGAAUUAAGACCUCUUAAGAUUGUAUUUGGGGAUUUAAAUUAAUAAUAUUCCAGAAGCUAUAUAUUAUGUAAUAAAAAAUAAGGAGCUACAUAUUGUAAUAAAAAUAAGUAGGGCUUUAGUUCUUAAAUAAUUCUAUGAAUUUUUAAUCCUGAAAUCCAAUGACACAUAUAGGUCAAAAAAUAUAUGCCUUUUGAAAUUGGAAAGAAGUACAGCUUUUAUAAUCUUUUUUAAAAUAAUCAUUCUUAUGUCUUGGAUUUUGGAAGGGGGAAGAAACUCAGAAAUUAAGAAACUUCUGUGGAGAGUUCCUAUCUCUUCCAGGACAACCACAGGCUUUGCAAGGAAGCUCCCAUAAACAUUACACUUCUCUAAAGAACCACCAACUUGUGUUUUCCAACAUAACUCCACAAGCCUAUGGUAGUUCCUUAUACUACCGAAGCCAUAUUUAAUAGAGGGAUUGGCAAACAUAUGGAAUUAAACAAAUGCCUUCUUUCUUCUCUCUUAAAUUCAAAGACUUGCUUGACAUGCCGUCAGAUCUCCCUAGACUUCUCAGAACAUUAAAUCUUUGCCCUUCAUUUACCACUUUUCUUUUGGUGGGGGAUGAUUUAUGGAGGAUUUAAGAUAUACAAUGGGUGAUGAAAACCAAAGCCAUUGUAAACCUCACAGACAGACAGCAAUGUGUUCAGAAGCAAGUUCUCUUGGUCCUACCAGCAAAAUAGAUGUAUGGCAGUCUCUUAGGAGACCAAAUAUAACAUCACGCUUACCAGUAUUAGGAAACUUAAUAACUAGAAGGAAUGAGUACCUUUGUUUCUUGGGACACAAGAAAUUCAGAUCCCAGAUGGAUGCAACUAUAGAGGCAAAUGCCAAUCAAACUUUGACUGCAUCUAGGUACUGUGGGUUUUGUUUAGUUAAACCCUGUGGUUCUUGUUUAGUUAAACCCUGUGGUUCGGGACUUCACAAGGUAAGGAGUUGAAUUUCUUGUCUAAAAACAGAGAAUGUGUCUUAGGAGCAUCAUGGAAACAGAGAGAAUGAGCUGAUGAAGUUCACAGGGGCCAGGUCUCUUUGUUAGUCUUUAAAACCGAAGACUCACCAAUAAUUGAGUCCUUUUGUCCAACAGCCAGCCCCGGUAAGAAGCGUUAGACAUUCUGAGCAACCAUGUCUAAAGCAUGAUCCUCCAAAAGAGAUGAAAGAAGGUUGCUUUACAGGCUACGACUGUCUUUACUGCCCUUUCAUCCUCCAGCCUUACCCAUCAUCCAUCAAAAAAAUGUGUCAGCAUCUUGCCAAAGCAAGUGGACACUUGUGAGUAGCCCUCCAUAUUUUCUCAGAGGAGAAAAAUGCAAGAUAGUAGAACCAGUUGUAGGAAAGUAGGUGCAUUUAAAACAGAGUCCUUACUUGUCCACACAAGCCCUAGGGAUAGGUCAACCCUGUGAUUUGCAUCUACUGCAAAGAUCACAGCUUUGGUGAUCAGCAUGCAGAUUCCACAAGUAUCUCCUGCAGGCCUAGUCCACAGUUAAGACUCCAGAAUUAAAAUAACUUUAAAAAGGUGCUGGGUUGGAGUUGGUUCAAAUUUCCCUAUUAACCACUACUUUUUAUUCAUACCAAAGGCAAGGAAUUCUAAAGCAACUGAGUUUCAAUGGGAGCUGAGCCUCAGCAGUAAAACCCAUAUGGUAUGAGCAUCCUUUGAUGUGUCAAGUACGGGAUGGUUCCUAGUGGAGAGAUCUGAACAAGUAGAAUUAAGAGAGAAACUGUUGCACUGCUUCGAUCUACGUUUAAAGACCUCUAUUUCGAUGCACAAGAAAUAAAGAACCCAUUUACUAAGUGCAAGUCAUAACAGAAGCUACCAAGUGACGUUUUGUUAUUUGCUGGGAGAACAAAGGUGUUAUAGCAUAGAAUUGGGGGGGGAGGGCAGAUAAAGCCAGAAAGGGCACAAUUUGGGCUUAGAAAUGGAGUGUCUCCUUUAUUAAUUAGUGCCACAAUAUGAAAAUGUUCUGUGUGGUAAAUUUCAAAAGACAGCAAUAAAAUACCCACUGGGUAGCACAGAGAUACCAUGAAUUUGUAGGCCUUUGGGGUGGAUCCCAGAAUCACAGUUUUGUUCCCUGUGCAUAAUUGAAAUAGACAAUGUGCAGGAUCAUUUCUGCAGCCCGUGUCUUCUGCACCAUGUUACUGAUUGUUAAUUUAAAUAUAGGACGAUCAAACAAUACAAACCUACCGCGAGUCUGGUAGAAGAGUAAAAGAUAUGUACAAUCUACAUACCGUUUAUUAAUCUAAUGUAAGUAGAACUAUCUGCAUAUAAUGUGAUUUAAUUUAUUGUUUUUGUGUAGAAAAUGAAAAUUAAUGACUGUGGAUAUAACCCCUGUUUUGUAUAAUAUAUUUUUAUUUCUGGUGCAAACUGGUCAUUUAAGGUAUCUACUCCAUUUGGUGUUUGGAUAUAAAUGUGUAUGAGUUCUUGUAAAUGUUGCUAUUAAUCAAGAAUGCCACAUAUUCUGAGUAUAACAAUGUGUUGUCAUUAAAAUACAUCCCACAGAA